GAAAGCAGCACUGUGAUGCCUGCACCUCCUCCUCCUGUCCUCUGAGGCGUCACAAUCCUGUUUUCCUCCGCGUUGGGACCAGCAGCAGCAGCAGCAGCAGCAUCAGGCUCGCAGACUGAGACCCGGAUCAGGAGAGUGGAUGUCCCGGCUGUGCGCAGACCUGCUGCCGGAUGCAAAGUCAGCUCAGAGUGUGAUGCAGCUGUGUGAUGGGAGGAUCCGCCGGCCAGGAUGGGCAACAAGCAGACAACCUUCACCGAGGAACAGCUGGAGGCGUAUCAGGACUGCACCUUCUUCACCCGGAAGGAAAUCCUGCGGUUACACGCUCGAUAUCGUGAGCUGGCGCCACAUUUAGUGCCGCUGGACUACACCAACAACCCCGACAUCAAAGUCCCGAUGACGCUCAUCGUCACCAUGCCUGAACUGAAGGAAAACCCGUUUAGAGAGAGAAUCGUGGAGACGUUCUCCGAGGACGGACAGGGGAACCUGAGCUUCAGCGACUUCAUCGAUAUGUUUUCUGCCCUCUGCGAAGCUUCACCCAGAGAGCUCAAGACCAUUUACGCCUUCAAGAUAUACGACUUUAACAGGGACAACUUCAUCUGUAAGGAGGACCUGGAGAAGACCCUGAACAAGCUGACCAAAGGGGAGCUGACGCCCGAGGAGGUCACGCUGGUGUGUGACAAAGCCAUCGAGGAGGCCGACCUCGACGGAGACAACAAGCUCUCAUUCGCCGACUUUGAGAACAUGAUCUCCAAGGCUCCUGACUUUCUGAGGUACCGUCACCUCUUCGGUUAUGUGUUCAUUUUUUAAAGUAAGGCAGAGACGUGGCUGCUCCUCUCCCACAAACCUCCACAGUGACAGCGCAAAGUUAGAAAAGUAUGUGAUUGGUUUUUUAAUUCUUAAUUUCUGUGUUUGGAAUCGGUCCAAAGUGUUUUUUGCUGCUCAGACUGUUGUCUGACUGUUUCUUAUAUUUCCCCUCCAGGCUGUCAUGGGGUGCUGUUGCCAGCUCAUCACAAUAAUGUCACAUAACACAUCAGCUCUGUGCUCUCUGCUCUUGAAGCAGCAUUUUUUGGAGGAAAAUAUGCUUUAGGGUCAGUUUUCUUCUGUUCUGCUGGCAGUAUCACUAAAACACGAUGAUCUGCAGGGUUAUCAACAGUUUUCAUCCAUCCACCACAAAAGCACACACUAUUUUAGCUUUUUAAAUCACAGUCAGCUGUACAGACUGUGCUGCGGCUCAGUAUGAUCCUCCCACUAAUGCAGCGGUGUCAAACUUACUAAAUGAGUCUUACUGUGCGCUGGAAGAUAUUUGUAGCUCUUGUUUGAUCUGCUGCUCAACACACAUCAGUUGUUUCACGAUUGAGGCUGAACUGAGGGGCUGCAUGAAGGGACAGCAUCAAAUCAAUGAGAAGCUUCACCGUGAAGCUGCCGGCGGGAUGUCUCCUGAAAGGACAGAGGAUGGUUGUGAUCCAGGUCCUGAUCCAGGUCCUGAUCCAGGUCCUGAUCCUGGCUGUGAGUGUUUCUCACUCAGGCUGCUGAGUCUUCUGCUGCUCUGCAUAAAGCUGCAGAGAUAAAACCCACGAGUUUUACUGCUGGCAAUCCAUCACAGUGUCCCACAGUGAGCACAGAGGAGGGGUGAAGGGAGAGACAAGGGGAAGAAGAGUAGAGUGAGGAGGAGGAGGGUGCAUUUAUCAAGUCAUUGAGUUCAGUCAUUAAUUUGUCUAUCACACUGGACCGCCGCUCAGAGAUAAUAGCUGGAAACUGGGCUCAAGGGUUGGUGUUACUAUGGCAACAGAAGCAGUUAAACUGUAAAAAGAGAAAGCUGGAAAGCCAUUAUGUUUACUAGCUGGUACAUCACCUCCCGCGUCACCCUGGUUACGGUCGGCCAGUUAAUCUGACGUCACAAAGCCGAGCGGCUCGACUGUCAUAAACGUCGGCGUGAACGCGCGUCUGCAAGGUGCGGCGUGCAGAUAGCAGCAUUUACGCUCGUCCAGUCAUUUAUGUCUGCUUACAACAGACUCUGCAGCACCUGCUGCGGACCCCCAACCGGCCGGCCCUCCC
Molecule: messenger RNA, 2055 nt
Organism: Pundamilia nyererei
Lineage: Eukaryota; Metazoa; Chordata; Actinopteri; Cichliformes; Cichlidae
Product: calcium and integrin-binding family member 2-like
Exons: 5
Coding region: 229-807 (192 amino acids)
Biological process (GO): calcium ion homeostasis
Cellular component (GO): stereocilium; cell periphery; cytoplasm
Molecular function (GO): magnesium ion binding; calcium ion binding
Source: RefSeq, a predicted model, not a curated record